Messenger RNA from Dromiciops gliroides (monito del monte), 1632 nucleotides. RefSeq names its product dolichyl-diphosphooligosaccharide--protein glycosyltransferase non-catalytic subunit (gene DDOST). Gene Ontology annotation, cellular component: endoplasmic reticulum membrane; oligosaccharyltransferase complex. Lineage: Eukaryota; Metazoa; Chordata; Mammalia; Microbiotheria; Microbiotheriidae. The record is from RefSeq and is a predicted model, not a curated record.
GAAUUGCUUCCGGCGCUCGCUCGUGGUGAUUGGACGGCUGCGGCCAGAGCCCUUCCGGAGCGGCAUUCGAGGGGCACAGUGGCGGCGGGAGGAAGAUGGAGGUCCGCCCCGUGUCUGCGGCUCGCCGGUCCGUGGGGCCUCUGAGCCUGCUCCUCCUGCUCCUGCUGGGCCUCGACACCGCCGGCGCCAGCGCCGGAGCCCGCCGCACCCUCGUGCUGCUGGAGAACGUCAACCUGCGCGAGACCCACUCGCUGUUCUUCCGGAGCCUGGCCGAUCGUGGCUUUGACCUCACCUACAGGACUGCCGAUGACCCUAGCCUGUCCCUUAUUAAGUAUGGGGAGUUCCUCUAUGACAAUCUUAUCAUCUUCUCUCCUUCUGUGGAAGAUUUUGGAGGCAAUAUCAACGUCGAGACCAUCAGUUCUUUUAUUGAUGGAGGUGGCAGCGUCCUGGUAGCCGCCAGCUCAGACAUUGGUGACCCACUGAGGGAGCUGGGCAGUGAGUGUGGGAUUGAAUUUGACGAGGAGAAAACAGCUGUCAUUGACCAUCACAACUAUGACAUCUCUGACCCUGGAGAGCACACACUUAUUGUGGCAGACACAGAAAAUCUCCUCAAGGCCCCAACCAUCGUAGGAAGGACAUCCCUUAAUCCCAUCCUGUUUCGAGGUGUUGGGAUGGUUGCUGAUCCCGAUAACCCUCUGGUACUGGAUAUUCUGACAGGCUCCUCUACCUCAUAUUCCUUUUUCCCAGAUAAACCCAUUACACAGUAUCCCCACGCGGUGGGGAAGAACACCCUCCUGAUUGCAGGGCUCCAGGCCCGAAAUAACGCCCGAGUCAUCUUCAGCGGCUCCUUGGACUUCUUCAGUGAUGCCUUCUUUAACUCAGCAGUGCAGAAAGCCAGCCCUGGCUCACAGAGGUACUCCCAAACGGGCAACUAUGAAUUGGCAGUUGCCUUGUCCCGAUGGGUGUUCAAGGAGGAGGGUGUGCUUCGGGUAGGGGCUGUCUCUCACCAUCGAGUAGGGGAGAAGGCCCCACCUAAUGCUUACACUGUCACAGACCUCGUGGAGUAUAGCAUUGUCAUCGAGAAGCUCUCGGAAGGCAAAUGGGUGCCCUUUGACGGAGAUGACUUCAGGCUAGAGUUCGUCCGCAUUGAUCCUUUUGUGAGGACUUUCUUGAAGAGGAAGGGUGGCAAGUACAGCGUCCAGUUCAAGUUGCCAGAUGUCUAUGGGGUAUAGUUCAAAGUGGAUUACAAUCGGCUGGGCUACACUCACUUGUACUCCUCCACUCAGGUGUCUGUGCGGCCCCUCCAGCACACACAGUAUGAACGCUUCAUCCCCUCUGCCUUCCUUACUAUGCCCUGUUGCUUUCUCCAUGAUGGCCGGACUCUUCUCUUCAGCGCUGUAUUUUUGCAUAUGAAAGAGAAGGAAAAAUCUGAUUGAAGGAGCAGAGCCCUUGGAUCUUCAUGGGCAGUUGGUUGGCAGGUGUGGGUGCCUGGUUCUGCCUGCCCUCUGUAGGAGACAAUUGGGUUACCAGGGGUGGGACAUCAUUUCUCCUCCAGCAAAUCUGCCCCUGGAUCUUUGGUGGCUGCAGUCAUCCAUUCCCACUUGUGAAAUAAAAAUGGGGUUGCUGCCCUAA